GGAGAUAAAAACACAUUUGUAUGAAAGUUUAUCUAACAUUAACAAGCUUGAUAACUCCAUUGAGAGAUUCACUUGAAACUUUCUCGCAAGUCAUUUGUUGAUGAGAUUCAUCUCAUGUGCCUACUUCUAACUCCAGGUAGGCAUGCAUUUAACAAGGGAACUGUUGAUAACAUGGAGAAUGUGUUUCAUGAACCGAUUUCGAUUGGGAUAAAUUAUAAAGUUCUUCUAGGGUAGAGGAUUUGGGUCUUUGAGGACACGCCAAUUCCUUUGAGAUAACAUUUUAAAUAUUUUGAAGUUAAAACAGAGUUAUUGAGCAUUUCAGUGUUUCAACUGCUCCGAGAAUUUCAGUGUUUCAACUGCUCCGAGAAUUUCAGUGUUUCAAAUGCUCCGACAUGACAUAGCACUUUACCCAACAGCUAUACAAAGACAUGUCUCAUGACAUAGUACUUUACCCAACAGCUAUACAAAGACAUGUCACAUGACAUAGCACUUUGACCAACAGCUAUACAAAGACAUGUCACAUGACAUAGCACUUGACCCAACAGCUAUACAAAGACAUGUCACAUGACAUAGCACUUGACCCAACAUCUAUACAAAAACUUGUAUCAUGACAUAACACUUUGCCCAACAGCUACACAAAGACAUGUCACAUGACAGAGCACUUGACCCAACAGCUAUACAAACAAUGUCAGAUAGCAAUUAACACUUUUGAGAAAAAAACUUAAUGCUGAGAGACGUCACAUUGCUUUUCAAAAUGUCAGGAAUAAAAUAGUUGCCUGAUAAAACGAUUGUCCUCAUGCUAGAAGUUAGCCUAACAUUUUAACAUGGAGAGGCCUCAUAUAAGAAGUUAGCCUAACAUUUUAACAUGGAGAGGCCUCAUAUAAGAAGUUAGCCUAACAUUUUAACGUGGAGAGGCCUCAUAUAAGAAGUUAGCCUAACAUUUUAACGUGGAGAGGCCUCAUAUAAGAAGUUAGCCUAACAUUUUAACGUGGAGAGGCCUCAUAUAAGAAGUUAGCCUAACAUUUUAACGUGGAGAGGCCUCAUAUAAGAAGUUAGCCUAACAUUUUAACGUGGAGAGGCCUCAUAUAAGAAGUUAGCCUAACAUUUUAACGUGGAGAGGCCUCAUAUAAGAAGUUAGCCUAACAUUUUAACGUGGAGAGGCCUCAUAUAAGAAGUUAGCCUAACAUUUUAACGUGGAGAGGCCUCAUAUAAGAAGUUAGCCUAACAUUUUAACGUGGAGAGGCCUCAUAUAAGAAGUUAGCCUAACAUUUUAACGUGGAGAGGCCUCAUAUAAGAAGUUAGCCUAACAUUUGAACGUGGAGAGGCCUCAUAUAAGAAGUUAGCCUAACAUUUUAACGUGGAGAGGCCUCAUAUAAGAAGUUAGCCUAACAUUUUAACGUGGAGAGGCCUCAUAUAAGAAGUUAGCAUAACAUUUUAACGUGGAGAGGCCUCAUAUUAGAAGUUAGCCUAACAUUUUAACGUGGAGAGGCCUCAUAUAAGAAGUUAGCCUAACAUUUUAACGUGGAGAGGCCUCAUAUAAGAAGUUAGCCUAACAUUUUAAGGUGGAGAGGCCUCAUAUAAGAAGUUAGCCUAACAUUUUAACGUGGAGAGGCCUCAUAUAAGAAGUUAGAAUAAUAUUUUAACGCAAAGAGGCCUCCUAUAAGAAUCUAGCAUAACAUUUUAACGUGUAGAGUUUCAUAAGUCAAACUCAUUUUUUUCUUUAGUGCUAACAGCCAGAUAUCCAAUGUCCCAAAACUUUCUCCAUGUCAACAGCCAGAUAUCCCAUGUCCCAAAACUUUUUCCAUGUCAACAGCCAGAUAUCCCAAGUCCCAAAACUUUCUCCAUGUCAACAACCAGAUAUCUCAUAACUUUCUCCAUGUCAACAGCCAGAUAUCCCAAGUCCCAAAACUUUCUCCAUGUCAACAGCCAGAUAUCCCAUGUCCCCAAACUUUCUCCAUGUCAACAGCCAGAUAUCCCAUGUCCCAAAACUUUCUCCAUGUCAACAGCCAGAUAUCCCAUGUCCCAAAACUUUCUCCAUGUCAACAGCCAGAUAUCCCAUGUCCCAAAACUUUCUCCAUGUCAACAGCCAGAUAUCCCAUGUCCCCAAACUUUCUCCAUGUCAACAGCCAGAUAUCCCAUGUCCCCAAAUUUUCUCCAUGUCAACAGCCAGAUAUCCCAUGUCCCCAAAAUUUCUCCAUGUCAACAGCCAAAUAUCCCAUGUCCCCAAACUUUCUCCAUGCCAACAGCCAGAUAUCCCAUGUUCCCACAAACUUUCUCCAUGCCAACAGCCAGAUAUCACGUCUCAAAAUUCACUAUUCUGAAACACUUAUAAUUACGUAUAUAAUUCACAGAUUUAUAUAUAUAUAUAUAUAUAUAUAUAUAUAUAUAUAUAUAUAUAUAUAUAUAUAUAUAUAUAUAUAUAUAUGUGUGUGUGUGUGUGUGUGUUUUACAUCAUAAUAAUAUUUUUUCUUUUUAAAUACAAAGCUUUGGGCAUUAAUUGCACACUAUUUUCUUGAUUGGAUUUUUUAAAAGAUCUGGUUCUGUUUGAGACAACUGUGAGAUCAUGCAGUCAUUUCUUUUAAAGACAUCUGGCCCAGUGUUGUAUCUGGUGGUGCUCCAUAUUUACACAGCCCAGGCGCAGAAACCUUGUUGUUGGUUCAGACAGUGGGAAGGAUACAUUCAUAACGUAAGUCUCUGGCAGUGCAAAGGCGAGGCUGGUGUUGGUGCUGACCGGGGCCCACCCGCCCCCUGCCUCCGCUAGUGUGUCAGUGCUACUACGGGAGUGAUUAAAAAAAAAAAAAGGAGUCUUUGUCACACACUUUACAACUCCACUAAGUCAAUAAUGGUUUGACUUCUGACUGGAUGCUAAUGUUUUUACAGGAUCAAAUGAACAACUCAGUCUAAACUCAGGGUGAUACCAAGUGUGUCUAAGUUACAUGGGUGUUCCCAAGUGUGUAUGUGCUGUUAAAACCAAGUGUGUCUAUGUUGAGGGAUACAAAGUCAGGUGUGUCUGUUUUGGUGGAUAACAGGUGUGUCUGUGUUAAGGUAUACCAAAUGUGUCUCUGUUUAUGGAUACCAAGACUGCCUGCGUUAGGGGGACACCAUCUGUCAGUGUUACCAUUAAAAUUUGUUUUAAUAAGAUCGACAGCUGCUAUUAAAUUAUAUUUUUUUUAUAAAAAUCAAAGCACUUCUUAUUUUAAUACAGUUUGUUAUCAGCACUUGAUCUAUUUUUUUUAUCAGUAUCACCGACCUAACUAGGGAUUUGGAGCUGAGCUUUUUAUUUAUUAUUAAUUUUUGUUAGCUCCAGCUCUGCGCUCCAGCAAAUUCAAACAAUAGUUUUAUAUCGAAUAUAAUCUUGCACCGAUAAUCGGGAUUACAUCUAAUCCGUUUACCGAUUUAUAGGCAAUCUGUCCUUUAUGACUAAAUUAGUCAGAUUAGUCUUUUUUUCUUUUUACUGCAAGCUUAAAUUAUCACCCAAAUUAUUCUUCAGUUAAAUCGCUGCAGUUAUUUAAAUAUAAUGCAUUUUAAGCAUCAAGCUUGUUCUUUUUAUCUGGGAAAGUGGGUAGGGGUGGGUAAGGUGGGGCUAAGUCUUUACAGAGAUGUGUUUAUUAUUGUUACUUAGCCAUCUUAUCAGCUAGGCAUUAGAAAUGUGGGACAACAUGGCUGGUUGAAGAGUGGGGGCAACUUUGCUGGUAGAAGAGUGGGGCAACAUGGCUGGCACUGGUAAAAGAGUGGAGCAACUUUGCUGGUAGAAGAGUGGGGCAUCAGUUUUAAUAAAUUUACUUACAAUUUUUGGAGCUCGAAAAAGUAAGAAAUUUUAACACGUCCAGACAUAAGAUCCAGCUGCCUGAGCUCCGGGCUAGAGCUCUGCUCAAAAUUCGUGUAACAAACUGUUAUAACCCAAACUUGUUCAUUGAUAUAUUUAGCAGAAUACACCCCAUGUAUUAUGUCAUACCAAGCGGCAAUAAUCUAUUGUUGGCAGAGUGAGUACCGGUCCCUGUUUUAUACAUUAGACCAGGGGUCGAGAACCUAUGGAUAGCGAGCCAGAUGUGGCUCUAUUUGUGGCUGCAUCUGGCUUGCAGACAAAUGUUUGAUUAUAAAAAUUGUCGCAUUAAUGGUAAGAAAUACUCAUUAUUGAUUAGCAACAGCAUGACAAUGUUAUUAAAAAGAAUUCAGAGACAUAAUUAUUGCAUUUUUAGUGUUGACAUUACACAAAAUGCACACAUUUACUUGAAUUUUUAGUUUUAAACAUAAUGUAUGGCUCUCACAGAAUUACUUUUCAAAAUAUGUGGUGUCCAUGGCUCUCACAGAAUUACUUUUCAAAAUAUGUGGUGUCCAUGGCUCUCACAGAAUUACUUUUCAAAAUAUGUGGUGUCCAUGGCUCUCACAGAAUUACUUUUCAAAAUAUGUGGUGUCCAUGGCUCUCACAGAAUUACUUUUCAAAAUAUGUGGUGUCCAUGGCUCUCACAGAAUUACUUUUCAAAAUAUGUGGUGUCCAUGGCUCUCACAGAAUUACUUUUCAAAAUAUGUGGUGUCCAUGGCUCUCUCAGACAAAAAGUUUCCCGACCCUUGCAUUAGACUGUAUAUUCAUUAGUCGUUAGAAACAUAAAGAUUUUUUUCUUUUUGUUGGAAAACAGGAGCAACAAUGAUCACUUUGUAAAUAUCAACAUCUGGUUAUUGGUUUCAAAACCGAAUGCCGGAAACCAGAUUAUCGUGAAACAUCCUUAGACAUAAAUUGCGCUCCCCCCGCCCCACUACUUUCAGAUCUACGGUGUCUAUGACAGUGUCAGUAACUACGCCUCUACCUCAGAUAUCCAGUCCUACGUUCACGUGGACUAUGGCCUGAUGAAAGUGGUCAAUGAGUUAAUGGUGGUCAACGCAAGUGUUUUGACAACAGUCACAGUUAUCGGCGACUACAAAAAGGUAUUAGGUUUUAUUAAUCUCAAAAACCCAUAACAUAGAGAGGAAUCAAUAAUGAUUAUUGGCUAAGUCAGUGGGCGUGGAGUGACAUUGUCCCAUGUUUUGAAAGGAAAUCAAUAGAUCAUAUAAAACUUUUAAAUUUAAGCCUAAGCAACAAAAAUGAUCCUUAAUUUUAUCCUUGAAAUUAAUUUUAAGAAAAAUAAUUCAUAAGGGAAAUAAAUUAUAAUAACUUAAUUAUACUAACUUGAAAUUUAAGUUUAAACUGACCUAAAUAUCUAUGUCUGUUAACCCGAAAGCUCUGAAAACUUCAAUGUAAUGGUUUGGCACGUGAGGAAAGCGAAACAACUUAAAGCAACUUGACUCUAAAGGGAAAGAACUCUAGAAAAUAAUGAAAAACAACCUUCUCAAAAUAAGUAUUUAAUAAGGGAAGACAACCCUUGAGGCAAAGUUAUCUCUGGAGGAGAAUGUGUCUUUUAAUAUAAUUAUUUUAUUUCUUAUAGACGUGAACUAAACAUGAGGAAUUAAUUAGAUAUUUUUAAUAGCAAGUAACAUAUAACAUGCAAAUGUGCUGUACUAUUUGACUUCAAAAGUUUGACAGCUUGUUAUUUAGCCAAUCAUAGGACAGCUUGUUAUUUAGCCAAUCAUAGGACAGCUUGUAAUUUAGCCAAUCAUAGGACAGCUUGUUAUUUAGCCAAUCAUAGGACAGCUUGUAAUUGGCCAAUCAUAGAACAGCUUGCUAUUAGCAGAUCAUUGUACCUUUUGUUUCAACUUAUUUAUAUCGUUUUCAAGAGCCUUUGCCGCGGCACACCAAGCAUCUACUCGUGGAACACCAGUGGGCUGCGGCACACCGGUUGAGGUGCUCUGCCUAACACCAUGACGACUCUCCCUAACAUGUACCCAAAAAGUUACUUUCGAUUUGCUGUUUAAAUGUUGAUAUUUUACAUUAAAAUAAUUUGCGUCUAUUCAAAUUUGAUUCCAGAAAAUCUCUUACACUAUUGUGGGCAGGGAAUGUUUCCAGUCACCGCUGACAGACGCACUGGAUGAAAGCUGUGUGCCAGGUAGGAUGUUGGUUUAAAUGCUUUCUUUAUUUAAAUGCAUUUUAGCAUUGUAUGUUCCUACAACAUAUAAACCUUUGAUUGAUUAUGUUUAAUGAUUUCUUAAUCAAAUUGAAUACUGGGAUAACGAAUUAGUCAGUAGUGCUACAUUCUUGGACUUUAAUAUUUUAUUGGCAGACAAGAUGGACAUAACAUGAGAAUAGUGUUCCCUCUAAGAUAUUUAAAGAACUUAACUUUCCCCGCCUAGUUGCAGCCAAACAAAUAUUAAUCUCACAAUGAAAUAUACAUGGGGAAUAAAGGCACUCUUAAAAACAAAUGUUUGAUCUUUUGAAAUUGUUUACUUUGUUCUGAAUGAAGCCCUUGUUAAAAAUUGUGUUAAUUUGGCACGCUUCCUAUUCAUUCCCACAAGAGGACGCCAUACUGAUAGGAACUCACAGCUUCUUGGGGGUGAAGGCAAACACAUUUAUCCUCCCCUUCCACAACGCCACCAGGACUACAACUUCUAGGAUCACUGUUUCAAGUGACAACUGCCUGCCUCUACACGAGCUACUCUUGACCAUAGACAAAAGUAAGCCUUGGAUUUUUCCUUUUUGUCAUUUAACAUUCUAUCUAUUGAGUCUAUUUAAUUGAUGCAAAAAUUGAAUUUAGGCUGUUGUAGAUGUAGCCAUUGAUUGUAUAUGAAAUGUAACUGCCACGAUGUAGGUUACACAUAGGACAACUGUCACUGAUUGUAGGUUACACAUAGGACAACUGUCACUGAUUGUAGGCUAUACAUAGGAUAAUUGCCAAGGACUGUAUCUAACAUACAGUUGCCAAUGAUUGUAUAAGUGAUAAAAUUUCCAAUGAUUGUUGUUGCGCUGAUAUAGUUACCAAUGAUUGAUCCUAUCAUAUAUUUGCUAAUAAUUGUAUCUGUAGUGUAAUUGCUAAAAGUUACUGAUGUUAACCAGUACCGGUAAAAGUUAAGUCACAGUAAUUUCAGCAUCAAAGUAUUUUACAAUAAGUUGCUAUGAUUAAUUUUAUUUGUCUUCAUUUCAAUGGUUCAUGACAAAUUAUACAAUUUAAAUAUUAAGGGAUGUUACAGGUAUAGAGCAGCAGAGCUUUACUUUUAAUACAAUAAUUAUUAUGUUGCAGAUUUACUUAUGAUAACAUGCUAAAAUAUGAUUGUCAGUUCCAGUACUGGCUAUAUUUCAAAUGUCUCUUUUCACUCAUGUUUACACAAAACUUAAUGUCUCAUUAUUUCAGCCUCUUCAUUCAGCACUAUCACCAUGCAGAAUGUCACAGCAGGAAUUGUUGAUCCAAGUAUAUUCAACGUACCUGACUUCUGUAACCAGAAGCCUAAAGUCACACAGGUAAGUAAGGGCGUCCAUUAAUUACCUCACAUGUAUGUAUCAAUUAUGUCUUUGAUAUCAAAUAUAUGCACGUCCAUGAUGUCAAGAUGUUUCUAUUUGGUUUUAAACUAAAGUUUUGUAUUUAAUAUAGACCAAAUGUUAUUGUAAGUAUAAGUUCCAUUCACCUUUACCACUCUUCACCACAUGUAGGACAACUUAGACCAUUUCUUUAUACCAUUACGUUGUGUUCAGUCAGUAUCAUUAAUAGUUAUCAUUAACUUAUUUGUUCUUAGGUUCUACACAUGAACACAGUUGGCUGGCAUACUAUUAUCAAACAUAAAAUUCUCUGAGAAUUAACCUAUUGUAUUUGAUACUUGAGUCCUAAAUAGUACACUUUGUUGGCAUACUUUUAUCAAACAUAAAAUUCUCUGAGAAAGAAACAAAUAAACCCUUUAUUUUAACAUUAAAACUUUCAGUAUCAUAGCACCUAUUGAGAAAUUACCUUCAUUUUCUUUAUUGCAAAGGGUAAUAACUCCCUUUUUACCAUAAGUUUUCUAAAUUGAAACAUUAAUAAAUUAAUCUUUCAACGACUCAUUAAAAAUUAACGAUAAGAUAAAAAUUCAAUUUAAAAAAGUCAAUAUUUCGACCAGUGACACCUGAAAUUCUUCAAUGUGAAUUGGAGGUAACUGUUCAGAUCUAUCAACAUCGUCAUCAUCUUCUCACCCACCAGGGACAUCAAAAUGUUGAACUAAUUCAAUAAAAUCCCUUUUAUUUCCAUGAUCUAUCUCUGCAUUAAAUUCAUCACUGUCGAAACCAAACCCAAACAAAACACUUCUUGUUUAUCAAUAAGCUCUUUGUAACUCCUAAAAAAUAAGAGUUACCUUCACUAUGCAACGUUGAAAAACUGGGUGCUGUUUACGACGUAAGGGCAAGACGGCCGUAACUGGGAUGAAAGGGUCAAUUGACAAUUUUUUAGUUCUAUGUAUUAUGACGUUACUA
Messenger RNA from Lymnaea stagnalis (great pond snail), 8302 nucleotides. The record is from the annotation of a GenBank genome assembly. NCBI's taxonomy places the organism in Eukaryota, Metazoa, Mollusca, Gastropoda, Lymnaeidae.